AUGUCUGCAUCUCACGCUUCCGCCACCACUGACUCCCUCUUCCUAGCCUCGGAGGCCAAAACCCCUUCUGAGGCCAUAUCAAUCCUCUACGGCGUGCUCGAGGACCCAUCAUCCUCCCCCGAGGCCCUGCGCAUCAAAGAACAAGCCAUCAACAACCUUGCAGACCUCCUCAGGCAGGAAGGCCGGGCCCACGACCUCCAGAGCCUCCUGACCAAGCUCCGGCCUUUCUUCUCCCUCAUCCCCAAGGCCAAGACGGCCAAGAUCGUCCGCGUCAUAAUCGAUGCCGUGGCCAAAAUCCCCGGCACAUCCGACCUCCAAAUCUCCCUCUGCAAGGAGAUCGUCCAAUGGACUCGUGCCGAAAAACGGACCUUUCUCCGCCAGAGGAUCGAGGCCCGACUAGCGGCCCUCCUCCGAAAAACGGACUCUGUGUGUUGUGGGAUUUUGGAGAACUUUUGA
Messenger RNA from Striga asiatica, 456 nucleotides. The record is from the annotation of a GenBank genome assembly. NCBI's taxonomy places the organism in Eukaryota, Viridiplantae, Streptophyta, Magnoliopsida, Lamiales, Orobanchaceae.